AUGAGUCUAGAGUCUGACAGAAACGAUAAAUAUUUUGACUUGGGUUCCUACCAUCGACCCAUCACGACAAAGUCAGCAAGCGCUCAGACCUGGUUUGAUCGGGGCCUGAUAUGGACAUUUGCCUUCAAUCACGAGGAAGCAGUAAACUGUUUCAAAAAUGCCAUACGAGAUGACCCGGAGUGUACAAUCGCAUAUUGGGGAUUGGCGUAUGCCAUCGGCCCGAAUUACAAUAAAUCCUGGGAUACGUUUGAUGGAAAAGACCUUCAUAUUUCUUUGAGAGAAGCCCACAGAGCGGCAUUACAUGCAAAAGAUAUGGUUAUUGAUUCGAUGACAGCGGCUGAGAGGGCUCUCAUUGAGGCUAUUCAAUACCGUUACCCAUCGGAAACCAUUGAAGAUAUCGGAAAUCAAGCAGUUGAACAGAUAUUUGCGGCCUGGAAUCUUAACUAUGCAGAAAGCAUGGGUGUUGCUUAUAAGAAUAACCCGGAUGAUCUGGAUAUUGCGGCCCUAUAUGCAGAUGCACUCAUGAACCUAACACCUUGGAAACUAUGGAACUUGAAGACUGGACAACCAAACCCCAGUUCACGUACACUUGAGGUAAAAGGAGUUCUGGAGCGAGCCAUCUCGUCAAACGGAGGCCUAAAGCAUCCCGGAAUACUACACUUGUACAUCCAUCUUAUGGAGAUGUCCCCAACACCAGAGAAUGCUUUGCGAGUAGCUGAUCAUCUUCGAGGUCUUGUGCCCGAUGCUGGACAUUUGAACCACAUGCCAACGCAUCUGGACGUACUAUGUGGUGACUAUCAGCAGGCAAUUCGAUCAAAUACGCAAGCCAUUCAAGCGGACGAAAAAUAUUUUGCCACCUCGGGCUCACUCCGGUUUUAUACCCUUUACAGAGCACACAACUAUCACUUUCGUCUGUAUGCAGCCAUGUUUGCCGGACAGUCUCGAGUUGCGCUGGAUACAGUAGCACUACUAGAACGAAGCAUUCCGGAGCAGUUGCUACGGGUCGAGUCACCCCCAAUGGCAGAUUGGUUAGAAGGAUUCAUUGGCAUGCGUGUACACGCCCUUAUCAGGUUCGGUCGAUGGGAAGACAUACUUGUCCUGAAACUGCCUCAUGACCAAACACUAUACUCUGUUACAACCACGAUGCUACACUACGCCAAGGGGGUUGCAAGCGCUGCUUUAGGCAGAAUCGAGGAGGCAGAAAAUGAACGCGAAUUAUUCAAAAAAGCUUUGAUGCAUGUGCAACCUUCUAGGACGAUUUUCAAUAAUUCAUGUCUUCACAUACUGCAAGUCGCGGAUGCAAUGCUCAACGGAGAAAUAGAGUAUCGAAAGAGCAACAUCGAACAAGCAUUUAUAUAUCUACGUCAAGCUACCAAACUAGAUCAAGAGCUCCCUUAUGACGAGCCCUGGGGAUGGAUGCAACCGCCUCGACAUGCAUACGGUGCGCUACUUUUAGAACAGGGCCAAUUCGAGGAGGCGUUGGAUGUUUACUCGACGGAUCUUGGUCUCAAUGAUAUUUUGCCUCGGGCAAUGCAACAUCCGAACAAUGUUUGGUCUCUCCAUGGUCUGGUUGAAUGCCUAACUACGUUAAAAAGAUAUGAUGAGGCGAGAUUGCUCAAGAAACAUCUCGAUUUGGCAGUCGCAAUGGCUGAUGUACCUAUCAAAUCGUCAUGCUUCUGUCGACUUGAGACAGAAUCUACCCUUGGAGAAUGCCACUGA
Molecule: messenger RNA, 1719 nt
Organism: Talaromyces marneffei
Lineage: Eukaryota; Fungi; Ascomycota; Eurotiomycetes; Eurotiales; Trichocomaceae
Exons: 1
Coding region: 1-1719 (572 amino acids)
Cellular component (GO): intracellular anatomical structure
Molecular function (GO): protein binding
Source: RefSeq, a predicted model, not a curated record